This is a messenger RNA of Knipowitschia caucasica, 417 nucleotides long. NCBI's taxonomy places the organism in Eukaryota, Metazoa, Chordata, Actinopteri, Gobiiformes, Gobiidae. The record is from the annotation of a GenBank genome assembly.
AUGUCCUCCAUCUCCACAUUUGAAUAUUAUGAAACGCAGCCUCUAGAAGUCCGUGUUUACAGUCCGUGUUUACAGUCCGUGGACUUCCUGCGUGUCGUCUCAGACCGCGGCGGGAACGAGAUCUGCCAACCGCCUGCCCAGGGCAGGAUCAGUCACGGUAACACUGACCUGAGAGUGUGUGGGGGGUGGGGUCAGGGUCCAGGGAGUCUAGAUAGAAAGUCCACAGAGAGUCCACAGAGAGUCCAUAAAGUCCAGAAAAAGUCCAAAGAGUCCAGAGAGAGCCUCUGGAGGCCCUCUGGAGGACCCCUGGAGGACCCUCUGGAGACCCUCAUGGAGGACCCCCUGGAGGCCCUCAUGGAGGAUCCCCUGGAGGCCCUCUGGAGGCCCUCUGGAGGCACCCUGGAGGACCCUCUGUAG